This is a messenger RNA of Oryza brachyantha (malo sina), 3814 nucleotides long. Its product is annotated as mitogen-activated protein kinase kinase kinase YODA-like. The transcript has 13 exons. Gene Ontology annotation, molecular function: protein kinase activity; ATP binding. Bases 524 to 3208 code for a protein of 894 amino acids. Lineage: Eukaryota; Viridiplantae; Streptophyta; Magnoliopsida; Poales; Poaceae. The record is from RefSeq and is a predicted model, not a curated record. Gene Ontology annotation, biological process: protein phosphorylation.
CGCCUCGCUGCGUGAGGCAAUGGUGCGUGCCAGAAAUCCGUGCACAAUUUACUCGCUUUUCGCCUGACGACUCUUCUCUCCAGCGCCGGCUCCGCUCUACUCCUCUCUCUGCUCUUCUUAUCUUUUCGUCGGAAAGAAGAGGAGGAAAAAAACUGUUUCCGGCGGAGGCACGGGCAGCAGAGCUCUCCCUCGCGCGCGGCGGCCGGCGAACAGGGAGCCUGGAGGCACGGUGCGGACGGACAUCCUCUCCUUCGCAGUAGCAUUCUCCCCUGUGCGGCCCCCUCGCGCGGCCGGGCGGCUGAGCAACUCGGUUCGAAUCGAGCUGAAGCCUUUAGGAGAAGGUAUUAAACAGAAAUCAAAGUGGCAGCAAGCACUAACUGGGAAUCUCCACAUUGCAACAUUCCAAGGAGUUGAGGACUUUUUGUUGGUCCACUACAGAAAUUAAGGACAUCUGUAUGAUUUUAAAUUUUAAAUGUGAGUGAUUAGCUCAGUGAAAUCCUGUCCAACCUAAUUCAUAUUCAAUAUGCCACCAUGGUGGGGAAAAUCUUCAUCGAAAGAAAUAAAGAAGACUGCCAAAGAAAACCUCAUUGACACGUUUCAUCGGCUAUUAAAUCCAAAUGAGCAAAAGGGAAGCACAAAAUCACGAGGGAAUCGUAGACGUGGUAAAGAUCCAACUGCAGAGAAAGGUUGCUGGUCUACUGCCCAAUCACGCUCCACAUCCCCAUCAAAAGAGGUUUCUCGAUGUCAAAGCUUUGCUGCAGCCAGAGCACAUGCACAACCACUUCCCCUUCCUAGAUCCCGUGCUAUUGUGGCACGCACUGCUUCUGAUGUUACUGAAUCAAAGGUCAUUUCGGAAAAACGUGGCAAAGGACAGCAACUACCACUUCCUACCACAAACUGGGCUAAAGAACAACCUGAAACUACCGAACCUGCUGCAGAAUUAUCAUCUGCUUCUAUCUCCAGCAAUGGUUCUAUUGAUAGCGAUGAUCCUGGAGAUUUGCGACUUCAAGGCCAUGUGGCAAAUGAUGCUGACAAGGCGGCUAAAGUUGCUACAGCAAGUAAUUCAAGUGUUGUGCAUAAGGAGCGUUCUAGUGCCACCACCAGAAAGGGCACUAAGGAAGUGACGAUUCCAACCAAUGUGUUCCCAAGUAACCAAAUUCUAUCUACAUAUCCAAGAGGUACUAUUGUUGCUGACAGUUGUCAAUCAAAUUUACAAAAUUCACGACAGGUUGUUCUGGAAAGUGCUCCCAAUAGUGUGAUGUCAAGCCCUUCUCGAAGCCCAAAAAUAUUAUGCCCUGAUCAGAUUCCAAGUUCUGCAUUUUGGGCAGUUAAGCCUCAUACAGAUAUAACUUUUGUUGGGUCUGCUCAGUGCUCCAGUCCUGGUUCAGGGCAAACGUCUGGGCAUAAUUCGGUGGGAGGUGAUAUGCUAGCCCAGCUCUUUUGGCAACCUAGCCGAGGUAGUCCAGAGUGUUCACCAAUUCCCAGCCCAAGAAUGACAAGCCCUGGUCCAAGUUCGAGGGUACAUAGUGGAAGUGUCUCUCCGUUGCAUCCAAGGGCUUGUGGGAUGGCUCCUGAAUCUCCAACAAGUCGAGUUGAUGAAGGAAAGAAGAAGCAAACCCACAGAUUGCCCCUUCCACCACUAAGCAUCUGUAACAAUUCCACCUUUUUGCCAAACAAUUCCACCCCAACUAGUCCUAUAUCGCGUAGUCCUGGUAGAGCAGAAAAUCCACCUAGCCCUGGAUCACGGUGGAAGAAGGGAAAGCUUAUCGGCCGUGGGACAUUUGGCCAUGUAUACAUUGGCUUUAACAGUGAUAGAGGUGAAAUGUGUGCAAUGAAGGAGGUCACCCUUUUCUCAGAUGACCCUAAAUCAAAAGAAAGUGCAAAGCAAUUGGGCCAGGAAAUAUUACUUCUGAAUCGUCUGCAACAUCCGAAUAUUGUUCGGUACUAUGGAUCUGAAAUGGUUGAUGAUAAGCUUUAUAUAUACCUGGAGUAUGUCUCUGGUGGAUCCAUCCAUAAACUUCUCCAGGAAUAUGGGCAGUUUGGUGAACCUGCAAUCCGCAGUUAUACCAAGCAAAUACUUUUGGGCUUAGCUUACCUGCAUGCAAAAAAUACAGUUCACAGGGACAUUAAAGGUGCAAACAUAUUGGUAGACCCUAAUGGUCGUGUAAAGCUCGCUGAUUUUGGAAUGGCAAAACACAUCAAUGGGCAGCAGUGUGCCUUUUCAUUUAAGGGUAGCCCAUACUGGAUGGCUCCUGAGGUUAUAAAAAAUUCUGAUGGAUGUAAUCUUGCUGUUGACAUAUGGAGCUUAGGGUGCACGGUUUUGGAGAUGGCUACCUCAAAACCACCAUGGAGUCAAUAUGAAGGGAUUGCCGCAGUGUUUAAGAUUGGAAACAGUAAGGAGCUUCCACCAAUACCAGAUCACCUCUCAGAGGAGGGCAAAGACUUUAUAAGACAGUGUCUGCAGCGUGAUCCAUCCAGCCGUCCAACAGCAGUGGAUCUUUUGCAGCAUUCAUUUGUACGAAAUGCCUCUCUACUUGAAAAAUCACAUUCAGAUCCAUUGGAACAGUUGUCUACUAUAUCCUGCAAAUCAAAUUUGAAGAUGGUUGGGCAUGCCAGAAAUAUGUCCUCUUUGGGUUUGGAAGGACAAUCUAUUUACCAGAGAAGAGCUGCUAAAUUUUCUUUGGCACACAGUGAUAUUCAUGUACGAAGUUACAUAUCUUGCCCUGUUUCUCCAUGUGAGAGUCCUCAUCUGAGGUCAAGAUCUCCACAAGAUCAAAAUGGUAUAAUGUCUCCUUCUCCGAUUUCAAGCCCAAGAACUACUUCAGGUGCUUCUACUCCUCUGACUGGUGGCAAUGGAGCUAUUCCUUUCAAUCCUAUGAGACACCCAGCUUACAAUAAUGAGGGUUUCACAAUUACAUCGAGAGGUCUUGAUGAACACUUGCCAAACCGGCCUCCAGAUCCAGUCCUUGGUCAUUUCAUUAGAGUGAAACAACCCUCGCCACGUUUUCAGGAGAGGGCAAUCUCUGAAGCUGACAUUCUGAGCCCUCAAUUCGGAAGGAUGGGACAUAGGAGCUUGUGGGAUUUGCAUGAUAGACCAUUGCGUUCUGAGCAUUCGUCUCAGCAGGGCUUUGAGGAUCGUGUAAAACUAAAGCCUUCACUGGAUUUGAGUUCUGGUCCACCACACCUUGGGUGCAACCAUGGUCAUUGAUUUCACCUAAAGGCUGUGCUGGAUAGCAUUGAGUUGGAGCUUGAUGAGAUAGCUUCUGAGCCAGUUUGCCCAUCUAUUUACUGCAAACCUGGAACUGUGUCAUAGUACAAGAAUAAUUUCAUUAAUUAUUUCAGAAGCUGACCAUCUCAAGAAAGGUGAGCUAUGACCCCACCAGGAAGGCAGGAACAGGCGUAGACUUGCAUACUACCAGGUCUGUUAACCAGUUAAACGUCGUUGAUAUGAUUGUAUAUUCGAGUGGGUCUUAGUACUGAAGGACCCCAAACAGUAGUUCUUCACCUCUAUACUCCGGCAUCUACAUUCUUUUACCUCUGGUCCUUUUAAGGGUUUCGAGGCCAUUGUACAGGAGCAAACUCAACUAGAAGUCUAAGUCCACAUUUUGCACAGGUAGACAAUCGAGCCAUUCAAUACCCAUUCUUUUUAACUGUUAUAUAUCCCAAACCCGUGCUCCGAGCUUUGGGGCAAAUUAGCUGCAUAGUGAAAAUGUUGUGCAGUACUCAGUUAAUCCAUUCACUGUAUCUAUUACUCUGGAAAUUACAGAGAUUCUGAUCGUUAAUCAAAUUGAUGUGUCCAUAUGAUCAUGCUGCU